Otolemur garnettii (small-eared galago) is the source of this 4147-nucleotide messenger RNA. It is a transcript of the gene SRRM4, whose product is annotated as serine/arginine repetitive matrix 4. Bases 387 to 2228 code for a protein of 613 amino acids. The record is from RefSeq and is a predicted model, not a curated record. Gene Ontology annotation, molecular function: mRNA binding. NCBI's taxonomy places the organism in Eukaryota, Metazoa, Chordata, Mammalia, Primates, Galagidae. The transcript is spliced from 13 exons. Gene Ontology annotation, biological process: mRNA processing; regulation of RNA splicing; neuron maturation. Gene Ontology annotation, cellular component: nucleus.
UUGUGCGAGAGACAAAACCCGGGCGCGCCGGAGCUCACACGCGCACGCACACACAGACGGCCCUGUCGCCUCUUCUCUCCUGGCGCUGCGGAGAAAGCCAGCCCUGCCUUCCCGGCCUGGGGCGCGGAGGCUCACGGAGCUCAGAGAGCAGCCCAGAGCCAACCCAGAAGGCCAAGAAAGCCGGCAGACAAGCCUUCUUUCUGUGCUGCCCGCCCGGGCCGAGACGUCCCAUCCCCCGCCCUGAACUCCGAUCUCUCCCACCCCACCCCUCUGGGUUUCUCUGGGUUUCUCUCGGACACAGCCCGCAGGCGGGUGUGCCCCCGUUCGGAAUCCACGUUUCAGCACUUCGGACAGCGCCCGGACACCCCGGCCCCUUUGGGUUGGCCAUGGCGAGCGUUCAGCAAGGCGAGAAGCAGCUGUUUGAGAAGUUCUGGCGAGGAACCUUCAAAGCGGUGGCCACUCCGCGUCCCGAGAGCAUCAUUGUCGCCAGCAUAACGGCCCGGAAGCCGCUGCCAAGGGCAGAGCCCCAGAGCAGCCCUGUGGUUUCAGCUCAGGAUGGACCAUCAGAAAAGCUGGGUCAGCGUCUGGCCACAGAGACCUUGGGCACCAACAGCUGGGAGAGAGACAAGGCCUUUCGGGAGCUGUGUCUCACCAGAGCACGCAGUGCCUCCCGGGACAAAGAAUUGACACCACCGCCUUCCUCCAGGGGGAAGAAGAAAAAGAAGAAAUCCACUCGGAAGAAGAGAAGGAGGUCCCCGUCCUAUAGCCCAUCGCCUGUCAAGAAAAAGAAGAAGAAAAGUUCCAAGAAACACAAGCGACACAGGUCAUUCUCCAAGAAGAGAAGGCACAGCUCCUCUAGCCCAAAAAGUAAAAGAAGGGAAGAGAAGAGGCACAAAAAACAAUCUCGAAGCCGGCCCCGAAAGUCUCACCGCCACCGCCACCACCGUUGCCCCUCCCGGUCCCAGAGCUCAGAGUCCCGCUCCUCAAGCUGUGAGAGCAGGCACCGCGGCCGGUCCCCCGAGGAAGGGCAGAAGUCCCGCCGGAGGCACUCCCGCCGCUGCUCCAAGAUGCUCUGCAAGGACAGCCCCGAGGCCCGGCCCAGCUGCCCGUCCAGCCAGCCGCUCCAGAUGCCUGGCUUCCUGUCGGCCAGGGGUGUAAUCACUGGGUCGGGGUCUGCUGCUGACCUCUUUACCAAAACAGCCAGCCCACUCACCACCUCCCGAGGACGAUCCCAGGAGUAUGACUCAGGCAAUGACACGUCCUCGCCACCCUCCAUGCAAACCAGCUCAGCCAGGUCUCGGGGCCAGGAAAAAGGGAGCCCCAGUGGAGGCCUAAGCAAGAGCCAGGAGCUCAACAGUGGCAACACCUCUGAUUCAGGGAACUCCUUCACCACCUCCUCACCCCAGAACAAGGGGGCCAGUCUGGAAAAUCUCUCCCCUACCAGCAGGGGUAGAGAAUCAAGAGGAUUCCAGUCACCAUGUCUGGAAUGUGAGGAAGUGAAGAAGUCCAGUUUGGUCCCACCCACAGCCCAGAGCUCCCCCAUCAAAGGGUGCUCCCGCAGCUCCUCCUAUGCCAGCACCCGAUCCUCUAGUCACUCUUCCCGAUCUCCAAACCCCAGGACCUCCCCCAGGUACACUCGGAGUAGGUCUACCUCCUCUGAAAAAAGGUCCUACUCUCGCUCUCCCAGCUAUUCCUCCAAGUCUGGCAAAAGGAGUCCGCCCAGCAGAAGCUCCCGCCCGCGCCGCAGCCCCAGCUACUCGCGCUACAGCCCCGGCAGGGAGCGGGACCCCAAGUACAGUGAGAAGGACUCGCAGCAGCGGGAGCGCGAGCGAGAGCGUCGGAGACGUCGGUCCUACUCGCCCAUGAGGAAGCGCCGGAGAGACUCCCCAAGCCACCUGGAGGCGCGGAGGAUAACCAGUGCCCGGAAACGCCCCAUCCCCUACUACCGGCCCAGUCCUUCUUCCUCCGGCAGCCUCAGCAGCGCCUCCUCGUGGUACAGCAGCAGCAGCAGCCGCUCCGCCAGCCGCAGCUACUCCCGGAGCCGGAGUCCCAGCCGGAGCCGGAGCCGGAGUCGGAGUCGGAGCAGGACCCGCACUAGCAGCAGCUCUAGCUCCCGCAGCCCCAGCCUGGGCUCCCGGAGCCGGAGUCGGAGCCGGAGUCGGAGUCGGAGCCGGAGCCUGAGCCGGAGCUACAGCUCGGCAGACAGCUACUCCAGCACGAGGCGCUAAGCAAGGGCCUUCCCUUGAGCCAGCUGCCCUGUGGGGGUCCCUUUUGCUCUGCCGGCCUUCCCUAUCACCUGCCCUUCCUGCCUUCUCCUUACAGAUUUUGAGAGCUCCUGGACCCUGUCCUUCCUGCUUUCCUGGGGAAGAGAAAAAGAGUGUACCAGGGAUUUCACCUUCUUGGUCAAGCUGCUAGGAGCCUCGCUACCAGCAUCAUUUGGAGGCUCAACUCAGGACUGGGCAUGUGGAGAGAACCAUCCUUUGUGGCACAAAAAAAGAAAAAAAAACCUCAAGGUUUUAUAAUAAGCAAUGGGUCCAUGACUCAAAAGUUGGGGCCUGGCCAAGAAAAUGGAUGCAUCCAUCACAGGAGGCCAGUGGUCAUCCCCUCACCUGCCUUCAUCCUUUCUUUACCAAUCUCAUGGCUGCGCAUGGAUGGACUCCCAUGAAUGAGGAGGGAGAUGAGAGAGAAGACCAAGGGCAGUUCUGGCCCAAGAUAAGGGGUCAGGCCUUUAACAUCCUCAGACAGGGCCAAGCAAAGGGUAAGACUUUAGCCUUUAGAAGUAGGGACAUCCCUGAGUAGGGGGCAUGGACAUUUGAGAUGACGGUAGGUGUCAGGAUCUAGGAUAUGGGGUUCUCUGGUGCAAAGAGUAUGGGAGCAAAAAGGAAGGGGUCAGUCUGCUGCUCCCAGGAGCUCAGCAUGAUCAGGGAAGAGAGGAGCCCAGUUACAGAGAGGCCACUGCACAAAAUGCCCUUUGGCUGUUCACAGGAGCCCUGCAACCCCAUGAGAAAGGAGACAGUAGACUGGUCAGGACAGUUUGGUCUAGAGCCCUCACUUCCCAAAUUUGCCCCUGCCCCACAUGCUGGCACCAAUUUAAUUCCACGGGACCAUCUGCUGAGCAUUCCCCAGUGCCAUGGCCAGCUGCCAGCUGCCAGCGCCAGCCAGUCUGGCCUUACCCUCUGGUUGGCGCCUGCAGGCCCCCUCCCCACCGCCCAGAAUGCCACACCUUGGAUCCUACCCAGGCAGCCUGGCACCUACCCACCCACCCUGCAGCCUAAACUACUCCCCUUGCCUCUCAGGAAUUGUGCCAGGAUGGGGCAGGUAGCUCAGGUUUGGGGGAAAACACCCAAAUCCAGAGUCCAAGGGAGAGGGGCUUAGAUGCCCCAUAUCUCCAGCUCCUGCUGGGUUCUGAGGUUUCUUAUCAGCUUGGGAAAGACCCACCUUCAUUUCCUUCCUCGCCCCACCUUCCCCCCUGGCCAGGGCUGGGCAGAGAGCGUAAGUUGAUCUCUGAGAUACACAAAUACCACCAGCUGCUUCAUCCACUGAAGGCGCUGAGAACAGGGAGGUGAGGAAUACGAUCCUUAAAAUAAACUCUCAGGCGUCCCUCUCACCAGCUGACUGGCUUUCUGGAGCCUUGUGGGUGAGUUGCAAGUUUGUGGUAGCAACAGCAGCAGGACAGGACAUGCAGGGAGAGAGGACAGUUCUCAGAUUUUGGAUACUUUGGAUGGAUUAUAGGGAAGCAGGGACCAAACACUCUUUAUCCCUCCAACCCCAGGGAAAACAUUUGGAAAAAGUACUUAUUGUUGGGAGCAGUGACCUCAGCCCCACCCAAUCUUCCCCAUCCAAUCAGCCUAUGAGGCCAGAGACUGCCAUGCAACCAUCCAGAAAGCCCUUUCUCCCUCAGAAGAGAGGUGGCCCCAGUCAGCAGUGGACAACCUGGCCUCCCCCCGGGGCCCCUAGCCCCCACCUAAGCCCUGCCCACCAAGACUAAUGGAUGCCAAUGCUGUCACGGCAGAAGGCCAGAUGGCAGGUGCCUAGGACAGGGGCCAGUGCCCUGCAACUGUAAAUAACCCUCUUUCCCCGCCCAGAAACCCAAACUGGACUCCAAUCUCCCUUCCUGGAGACAGAGACUUCCGGAGCCACCAGACUU